This is a messenger RNA of Saprolegnia diclina VS20, 1307 nucleotides long. RefSeq lists its product as hypothetical. The record is from RefSeq and is a predicted model, not a curated record. The transcript has a single exon. The coding region runs from base 21 to 1229 and encodes 402 amino acids. Lineage: Eukaryota; Oomycota; Saprolegniomycetes; Saprolegniales; Saprolegniaceae.
AUUUUCGAGUUUGCACCGACAUGCAGUCGCCACCUGCCAGUCCGCGCCGCCCGCAAGUCAAGCACGUCCCCAAGAAGAUCGGGCUCUUCCUCGACGGCACAUGGAAUGAAAAAACGUCCCAGACCAACGUGUGGAACCUCUACAUGCAAAUGGCCGACGCAAGCUUUGGCCACGUGCACCAGAUCCGCAAGUACUUUGUGGGCCUUGGCACCGGCGCCGGCGAACGCAUCAUUGGCGGCUUCUUCACGUACGGGAUGACCGACAUCAUCCGCAACGCGUACCUCUGGCUUGUCGAGCACUACAACGACGGCGACGAGAUCUUCCUCUUUGGUUUCUCGCGCGGCGCGUGGGAAGUCCGCGCGCUCCUCGGCAUGCUCGGGUCGGUGGGCCUCAUGCUACCAAACAGCCCACUGCAUGUGACGCAGCUCUGGGACCGGUUCGAGCGCUGCAGUCUCCCCGAGGACCACCCGCGGGCCGCCGCGAGCUUGCACCAGCUCGCGACCGGCGCCGCCGCCGAUGCCGAAGGUGCGUGGGUGCGCAAGCACUGCAAGGAGGUCAACAUCUCGUUUGUCGGGCUCUUUGACGUCGUCUCGGCCGAGCGCCACGAGUUUUUGCACAAGGACGGCGCGAACGGCAAGCUCGUGCGCCGUGUGUGCCAUGCGAUGGCGCUCGACGAGUUCCGCAAGUCGUUCCAGGUCGAGCACUGCGAGGUCGACCCCGAUGACAUCAACAACGAGUCGCGGGAGGCGACGCUCAUGGGCUACGAGUGGACCGAGCAGCGCUGGUUUGUCGGGUCGCACUGCAACGUCGGUGGCAGUAUCCCGUUCGACGAGCUUCACCGGCUACCGCUCAAGUGGAUCCGCGACUGCGCCGAAGACGCUGGGCUCGCGUUUCGGCACGAGUCGGAUGUGAUUCUCGACGGCGAAGAACACCACCGCCACUCGGAGCAGAUCUUUGACUCGAUGAGCUGGCCGUUCAUGCUCGUGCAAUUGGGGCAAAAACACAUCAGGACGCUCGGCAGCACCCACUCGCUCAACGAGACGAUCGAUGCGAGCGUCUUCGAGCGCUACCAAGACAAGGCCAUGAUGUAUGCGCCCCGCAAUCUCGAGGCGUGGGCCGAGGCGCGCAAGGUGGAUCUCAACACGAUUAGCAUUGGCCUGCGCAGCGUCGCGACAGGCGAGCUCCUCGUUGUCAAGGACACGGUCGCAGCCCCCGCGCCGGCGUCGUAAACAGCUAAUCAUCGUCGACCCUAUCCACUGCAUGCAUAACAACUACGGAAUGUACACCCUGUCCAUUUUAAACGGCUA